Yamadazyma tenuis ATCC 10573 is the source of this 318-nucleotide messenger RNA. RefSeq lists its product as uncharacterized. The record is from RefSeq and is a predicted model, not a curated record. Gene Ontology annotation, biological process: mitochondrial respiratory chain complex IV assembly. Gene Ontology annotation, cellular component: respiratory chain complex IV; mitochondrion; mitochondrial intermembrane space. NCBI's taxonomy places the organism in Eukaryota, Fungi, Ascomycota, Pichiomycetes, Serinales, Debaryomycetaceae.
AUGGGUUGGUUUAGCAGUGAGGUACAAGCCCCUCCAGAUAAAAACAAAAGACAAACAUGUUGGGACAGCCGUGACAGGUUUUUUGAAUGCUUAACCGCGCACGGAAUCGACAACUCGUUGGAUGCCAAACAAAAAGAUGCAGUUGAAAACAACUGUGGGACUUUGAGAACCGAGUUUCAGAACAACUGUGUGGCUAGUUGGUUCAAGUACUUCCAGGAGAAAAGGUAUAACGAUAUCACUAGAGAAAGAUACAUCAAAAAACUUGAGGCCGAGGGAGCACAAGAAUUACCUUUCAAGUUGGCUCCAGGAAAAAAGUAA